AUGUCUUUGAACAUUGGAAUAAAAAUCUUUUUCAUUCUCUCUCUUUCUCUUUCAUUCUCUCUCUUUCUCUUUCAUUCUCUCUCUUUCUCUUUCAUUCUCUCUCUUCUUUCAUUCUCUCUCUUUCUCUUUCAUUCUCUCUCUUUCUUUUUCAUUCUCUUCUUUCUCUCUCUCUUUCUCUUUCAUUCUCUCUCUUUCUCUUUCAUUCUCUCUCUUUCUCUUUCAUUCUCUCUUUCUCUCUUCUUUCUCUUUCAUUCUCUCUCUUUCUUUUUCUCUCUCUUUCUCUUUCAUUCUCUCUCUUUCUCUUUCAUUCUCUCUCUUUCUCUUUCAUUCUCUCUCUUUCUCUUUCAUUCUCUCUCUUUCUCUUUCAUUCUCUCUCUUUCUCUUUCAUUCUCUCUCUUUCUCUUUCAUUCUCUCUCUUUCUCUUUCAUUCUCUCUCUUUCUUUCAUUCUCUCUCUUUCUCUUUCAUUCUGUGUCUUGCUCUUUCAUUCUCUCUCUUUCUCUCUUUCAUUCUCUCUCUUUCUCUUUCAUUCUCUCUCUUUCAUUCUCUCUCUUUCAUUCUCUCUCUUUCAUUCUCUCUCUUUCAUUCUCUCUCUUUCAUUCUCUCUCUUUCAUUCUCUUUCAUUCUCUCUCUCUCUUUCAUUCUCUCUCUUUUCUCUCUCUUUCUCUUUCAUUCUCUCUCUUUCAUUCUCUCUCUUUCUCUUUCAUUCUCUCUCUUUCUCUUUCUCUCUCUUUUCUCUUUCAUUCUCUCUCUUUCAUUCUCUCUUCUUUCAUUCUCUCUCUCUCUUCUCUCUCUCUUUCAUUCUCUCUCUCUCUCUCUCUCUCUCUUUCAUUCUCUCUCUCUUUCAUUCUCUCUUUUUCAUUCUCUCUCUCUUUCAUUCUCUCUUUCAUUUCUCUCUCUCUCUUUUCAUUCUCUCUCUUUUCAUUCUCUCUCUCUUUCAUUCUCUCUCUCUUUCUUCUCUCUCUCUUUCAUUCUCUCUCUCUUUUCAUUCUCUCUCUCUUUCAUUCUCUCUCUCUUUUCAUUCUCUCUCUCUUUCUUCUCUCUCUCUUUCAUUCUCUCUCUCUUUCAUUCUCUCUCUCUUUCAUUCUCUCUCUCUUUCAUUCUCUCUCUCUUUCAUUCUCUCUCUCUUUCAUUCUCUCUCUCUUUUCUCUCUCUCUCUUUCAUUCUCUUUCAUUCUCUCUCUCUUUCAUUCUCUCUCUCUUUCAUUCUCUCUCUCUUUCAUUCUAAUAGUUUUUAUUCACUCUUUCCCUUACAUAUUUAUUUCUCUUCUUGAAUUCUGUUUUUCUUUUUAG
Messenger RNA from Acanthosepion pharaonis, 1290 nucleotides. The record is from the annotation of a GenBank genome assembly. Lineage: Eukaryota; Metazoa; Mollusca; Cephalopoda; Sepiida; Sepiidae.